UCUUUAAGUAAUAAGAUUUCUAGUGUUUAGCUGGUGUUUUAGGGCACACUCACAUACACACACAUCCUCUGCCCCUCAAUUACAGCACUGCCACACCUCCAGCUAUCUGUAAUCUCCCUUCGAGGACCACAGAGUGCAGGGUGAACAAAUUACAGAGAAAGGGGUGAAGACACAGUGAAAGAUGCCACUAAAAUAACAAGCUUCACAGGAUUUAAGGGAAGAGGGGGGAAAAGGCAUAUGAAACAAUAUAAUGUCUUGAAAGACAGGAGAAAAUCUGGAUUCCCUCUAUGUUUUUUUUUUGUGAGAGCCGAGGAGUUUCAAGAGGGCCUUUAUCCUUUUACAUUCCUGUCUUUCAUCAUGGUUGACCUUUUCCUAAACCGAGUUCUCAUCGAGAACAACUGGGACCAAGACGAACUCAACACUGAGCGUGAGAUCAUGGGGAUUCUCGAAAAUCGCAUCGUCAUGCUGUUCUUUGCAUCUGCUGAAUGUGAAAAGUGCCUGAAGUUUGUGCCUGUUCUGAACGACUUCUUUAAGAGAGUGAAAGAUCCAGCAUACAUCGAAUACCCGAAACUGCUCGCACUCAUCUACAUCAGUUUGGACCAAUCAGAGGAGAAACAGGAAAAAUUCCUCAAAGAGCUGCACAAAAAGGUUCUGUUUCUGGCCUUUGAGGACCCAUACAGGAAGGAACUGCAGACCAUGUUUAAAGUGAAGGAUGUACCAACAAUAGUGGUCCUGCGUCCCGACGGCUCUGUCCUCUCUCCAAACGCUGUGCGGGACAUCUGUCGUUUCGGCUGUGACUGUUUCCAAAACUGGCAGGAAUCGGCCGAGCUUGUUGAAAGGAGCUUCAUGCUCAACGAGGAGUUUGACAACCUUAACUUGCGCAGUGCCACUGACCCUGUGAGGAGGGUCAAGUACAAGACAGAGGACGACAAACGCAAAAAGAGAUGGUGGAAGUUAUGGGGGAAGGGAAAAGAUGGAAAUGAAGAGGAGAAAGAUGGAGCAUGGGAUACCAAGAGAAAUGAGGGAGAUAACAAUACCUGGAGGAUAAGAUGAGGAAAACAUAUAUCAUAUAAUAUAUUCUGUAUGUUAUCACUCAGACAUUUAGGAGAAAUAUUUUUGUUUUAGAAAGAAAUUUUUAUCUGCUGUUCCAGAAAAUUGAUCAGAAAUGUUAUCAAGAUUAACUGCUUUAAUUCAUAAUCAGGAAUUUAUGAAUAUGAAUUUAUGUAGAGCUUGCAUGCUCUCUCUGUGUUUGGGUGGUCUGGCUUUCUCCAACACUCCAAAGACAUGAGUGGGUUUAGGUUAAUUUGUGAAUCUAAAUUCCCUGUGAGUGUGGAUGGUUGCCUGUCUCUAUGCGUUAGCUGUGCAAUAAAUUGCUGACCUGUCCAGGGUGUACCCUGUUAUAGCUGGGACUGGCUACAGCCCCCUCAUGACCCUGAAUUUGGAUACCAGUGAGAAGAUGGAUGGAUGGAUGAAUAAUAACCGGGAACUGUUUUUUCAACAACCAUCAGUCUUUGUUUUUGAGUUUAAGUUUAUUUUACCAGUUUUUCUUGGUGUGCCAUAGAUAGAUAGAUAGAUAGAUAGAUAGAUAGAUAGAUAGAUAGAUAGAUAGAUAGAUAGAUAGAUAGAUAGAUAGAUAGAUAGAUAGAUAGAUAGAUAGAUAGAUAGAUAGAUAGAUAGAUAGAUAGAUAGAUUUUCAUACUGUGUGCACUAAUCGUUUUACAAACCAGCACAAUCUGGCUCUGUGAGGUGUUUUUUCUCAAGUCAAAGACUCUGAUGCAGUUGUUGUCUUGCACAGUUUUGCACUCUGGCUUCCAGCUUCUCUUUCUAAUCAAGUUAGAACCAGCUUGGGAUCUUCUUUGUAGGGUUAGGUUGGUGCACGCCAUUGUAGGGAACAAUACAGUUUUGUUUUGUUUUUUUGUUAAUUUCCUGAGUGGAAUAGCCUUCAUUUCCUAGAACAAGAAUAAUCUGUUGCGCUUCUUUUUAUUAACCAUUUUGAGACUCACUUUAAUGUUGCUUAAGAUGAAAACAAAUUUCCUUUUCUUAAAAAACCCCAAAACAAGCAGAGAGCAGAUGUACGCUAUAAAGCAGACUGUUUGAAACUAACAUCUACUAUUACUGCUCAUCUGUUGUUGUGGAUACCUACUGUAUAUGUUGAUGGUGUUUUUUCUUUUCUUUAUAUUUUGUUGCUACUAUUCAGUUGGUGAUAUUCACUACCACAAGAGAUGCCACUGUUUUUAUUCAGAAAACACAAACAUGUACAAACCAAUCCUGACUAAAUGUGUGAGUAUCGAUCCCCAGGAUUCCAAUCUAAAGCUCUACAAAUCAAUACCUUCUUAUUGACUUAGGAUCAAAUUGCUGUGUAUAGCAAGAGAGGACUCACGUGUAUACUGGCUACUCCAGCUGUGCAACUCUACAGACUUUCUUCCCUCUUCUUUACCCUUUCUACUGACAAUAUAAUUCUUCUGGCAAAGUAAUUCAAGACAUAUCAGCUCCAUUUCCAGUAGCAUCAGGCAGCUGUUUUCUGAGCUAAUAAUCAGUGGAAUGUACGUGUGCUGCUCAGCAUGAUAAAGAAACAAAACGAGAAAUUAGCUGGUGAAAAAAGUCCAGCUUUCUGCAGCUAACAGUCAAGAUAUAAUAUUUUCUCACUGGGGAGGGGAGACAAAAGUGAAUGCUAAAAACAGGUAACAGGCUUAAAUUAAUCAGAUACAGAGACUGAUAUCUGCUGGAUAUGUAAACAGGCAACUAUUUUCAACCACACUGUUUUUUUGAAUAAUAUUUGGGCAAAAAAAAACCUAAAAAUAUACAUGUAAUUGCAUUUUUUGGCUACAUUUAGGUGCUGGCGCCUGCUUGUUUUGUAACUGAAAUUAAUGUCUUGUCAGUGUGUUAUUUACUUUCAUAACACUGUUAUUUGUCUUUACUAUUCUUUAUUAACUACGUCUCCUCAGAGUUUGCACUUUGUUAUUGCAUAGUUAAAUGUGAAUUGUAUGCUCUCCAAAAUCAUUAAAUUCUCUAUCCUUUUAAUAUAAACAGUGCCUGUAUCACUGCUGUGCUUUCAUGGCCAUAUUGUAGUGUUCCCAGUAGAGCAAAUCAAACUAUCACUACGCACAUAUUCCCUGCGGCUCUGCUAUUCCAUUAAUUACUGAAUAUUAAAGGUCUCA
Messenger RNA from Maylandia zebra (zebra mbuna), 3158 nucleotides. Its product is annotated as nucleoredoxin-like protein 1. Lineage: Eukaryota; Metazoa; Chordata; Actinopteri; Cichliformes; Cichlidae. Gene Ontology annotation, biological process: photoreceptor cell maintenance. The record is from RefSeq and is a predicted model, not a curated record. Gene Ontology annotation, cellular component: mitochondrion.